CUGGUACUUCAGGUUUAACUAACGGGCGACCCCAUCCUUCGAACACUGGCAGUACAUUCUGGCGGGCCGGGUCCUCAAAGAAUGGUAUUCCUCAGUUUGCUACCUACUUGGAGACUACGUACCUAGCUGGCUAUUCCUACCUGGACGUUUUUGGUUUCUCUUGGAACAGUGAGCAGGCGACAGGGGAGUAGCAGAACUGAAAUGGCAUACUACGUGCACCCCAAAAAGCGCGUCAGAAGAGAUAUCUUGGCUUUGAAAUCUACUCGUUGACGCAGAGCAAGGAAUUGCGGAAACCGGCCGAACGCUGCCAAAAUGAUGACGCCCAAGGUCUCUUACCCUGGACUUCUGACCUAAGCAAGACAACCUUUCUGCCUUAACAUGUCUUGGAACCUCUCACGACGCUCGUCAUGCCGCAUCAUCCCGUUCAGCUCACAUUCGCAUUACCAUUCUUGAUUCUAUUGACUGCAGUCCAGUGUCAGAGUCGAUGAUGAGCAAGAAUAACUUCUCAUUAUUAAUACGGCACCACAGGGUUCAUUCUGGCCAGCAACCUGGACCAUACACAGUAUCUUCUUCGUGUUUGUGGCGCCGAUUGCAACCAUAUCGAUGUCGCUUAUCUACCUGAAUGCAAUACGAUCCGAGAAGGGCCUUUGGAUGUCCUCAUGCUGAUUUGUCUUUGCCAAAUCUAGUCUUGAAGUAAGCUCUUGGUAGACAGCUGGCAGUACAUCACAUCGUUCGGCAAUGGUAUCCAAGGGUGUGCGCCUCGUGGCUGGCCAGGCCUUGCCGUUGUCUUCGACAGGCUAGGUCAGGCUUAGGAACGACGGCUCUCGAUCGACUUUCAAAUGCUCAGGUAAGGAUGAGCAAUACAGUAGGUGAAAGAAAGUCCUAGCAACCUCGUCGUUAUGUUAUUGCUUCGAUGGAACAUUGUUCCAAGCCCACGGAAUGUGUGUCUCUUAAAGAUGGCUACUACCAAAUGUUGCUCUCGUUUGCUUAUAUUUUGGCCACCGAACACCACUCUGGGGACAAGGAAGUCUGCACGCAUUUCAACCCCUCCUCAAUGUCAAAAGGCGACCAGCAAGGAAACAAUCAACCGGCGUCCUUUCGUGGCGAGUUUUCUUUCGUGAAUAAAGAUGCCGGUAAUAUCGAUUCGAAAGACCAUAACGCUGCGGUUUCGUGGCAUGUCAUGAAUCGUUAUGAGCAAUGGAAGAAACAAGAGCAGGCUAAAAGGCUCCGAGAAUCUGCCCAGGUGCCAAUGGGUUCAUUUAUGAGACGACCGGAGCAGGAGCAAGGAGAGUCAUCUGUUGCUCAAGGGUCACGGCAAAGAUCGGCACGGCAAGUCUCGUACAAGAUACCCAAAAGGGUCACCUUGUCCGACGCGAGUCCUAUAUCGACAAGUGCUACGCCAACAGUCCUCCCCUAUGGAUUCAAUCCUUGGAUGAGCGAACAGAAACUCCAGAUUGGCUAUCCUGGCAUCACCGGGGAUCCCGCAUCAGGCAGUGAGAUUCCAGUAUCGUCUGACUCGACACCUUCGACUCAGUCCAGUCUUUUUGAAGGUGAUGCUGCCCCGUCGAGCUCGGUCGGUCACACCGUCACUCCCAUGGAUAUUCCUGACAACCUCUCCGAACCUUUGGGGCCGUCAACGCAACAGCUUGUAGACAAGCUGUUCAGCUUCGCAUUUGAUUUUUUCAUCCCUCAUACCUGGCCCAAAGAAACAAGACACGAAACGCAAAGAUAUACUUACGAGGUUUCCAGGUGUUGGGACGAUACUAUAAUGAUUUACCAAGACAGGUGUUAUGCAAACGCAUAUUUAAGUCUUCUUGCCGCCGCUCUAGCGGUCGUGACGGAAGAUGAUGAUCUAGCGUACCGCUCACGAUUUUUCCAAGGGCAAGCUGUCACAGAGCUACGCCAGCGAGUGGCUCGGUUGGGGCCCCAGGAUCCGAUCACUUUCAAGGCCAUUCUUAAGCUCUUUUCAUCAGAGACUCUCGUCGACAACACAUCGGUGGCACGGACGCAUCUGAAAAUGCUACGAAAACUUGUCAAUGGAGCUGGCGGCGUCAUCAUGAUGGAUACAUGGUUCCGCGAAGACCUUUUGUCCUGCGAUUGUUAUUUCGCCUUGAGAUAUGACACUCGCCCACUCUUCCCUGUUCGGCAAUGGACGCCAGGCCCGCUCAAUCAGCCGUGGAAAGCACGUUUGCUCGCAUCAGGUGUUGCUGAAGACCAUGCCACUGGUGUUGACUCACAGGUUGAGGAUGCCGUUAUGAAAGCGGUAGUGGCUGAUUUGCGUGAAUUGUUCAGAGUGCACGAGUAUACACAGAUGCAUCAAAUAGCAGCAGACGAUCAGUUGCUACGAUGGCAACAGUUGCGCAAAUUCGACUGUAUCUCGAGGAUCGCGGAUCACCACGUCAAUCUUACAAUAUAUCCACAUUUGUUCCAACGCCCUCUCACUCAGGCAUAUACAUGUAUGGCUAUGGCGCUGAUGACAAACAUGAUGCUGGGCUCGCCUGAACCGGUACGUUUCGGCCUCAAGCUUAUAGCCGGACUUCGCUCGAAGAUGCAAGAAAGCCGAGCGGAAGUCGACGCAGAGGAUGACAAUCAACACCAAUACCGCGGACUACGGUUGUGGGCUUUGUAUGUGGGGUCUCUGGCGGAGAGGGUGCAUCCGGUGGAAGCGGAGGAGGAAGGCUGGUUUGCAGGCGAGUUCCACAGCCACGCUGCAGAUACUGGUCUAGAGAGCUGGGAUGGUACAAGAAAGACUUUGAGACGAUUCCUCUUCUCCGGUAAGUUACACCAGGAGGUAAUGUCAGGGCAAGCCCAUCGUCAGACGGAUUACCUGAAGGGUUUCUUCUCACCGACAGGAUGUAGUUGGAGAGAACCGGUCCUGGAAGACCAGGCUAGUGGCAAUAUACAGGGCGAGGUUGGACCAGAGGGGCUGGGAGAACAUGGUGAGCCCGAGCAUUCAACUUCCAUUGCUGCUGGAAAGCGACGGGCUGAUCACGGAUAAGGAUGACUGGUGGUGGUUGAGAAAGAACAAGGCUCGCCCUUAAGACGAUAGGCCUGCUUACCCUGGGUAGAACAUUAGGCAAAUUGAACAUUUUACAAAGGGAGCCGCUGAUAGCAAUACUGAAGAGGUUGCCUUCUGGGUCUUGAUGGACCCCUAUUUGCCAGGCGGUCCCUCUUAUACCCCCUUUAUUAAGGCUGAGCUAUUCC
Messenger RNA from Exophiala dermatitidis NIH/UT8656, 3204 nucleotides. RefSeq lists its product as uncharacterized. The record is from RefSeq and is a predicted model, not a curated record. The transcript has 3 exons. Lineage: Eukaryota; Fungi; Ascomycota; Eurotiomycetes; Chaetothyriales; Herpotrichiellaceae. The coding region runs from base 914 to 2998 and encodes 694 amino acids.